AGGAGGUCGGUUUGGAAUAUGAAAAAGGUGAAAGACGAGACGGCGUAAUUAUCCGCCGUGUGUUUAUUUAGCGCUACAUACACCACACGCCCCUUUUCUGACAACUAAUGUACCAGAUGAUAUAGGAGCCUACAUAAAGCAGCGCGGCGUGUCGCAGCCAGAUGAAGCGUAAAAGAUGACUCUGCGAGGUAAAGUGGCUCUAGUUACGGGCGGAGCCCAAGGUAUCGGUAGAGCCGUCGCAGAAAGCCUUCUGAAGAACGAAGCAAAGGUUGCACUUGUGGACUUGAAUCAAAGUGUCGGAGAGGAAUGCAAGAAGAUUUUAGAUGGAGAGUUUGGAGAUGGGAACUGCAUUUUCAUUCAGUGUGACGUGACGGACAGAUUGAAACUUAAAGAUGCUUUUCAAAGUACAGUUGACCGGUUUGGAAGAUUGGACAUUGUUGUCAACAAUGCUGGCAUCAACAAUGAGAAGGACUGGGAGAAGACCAUUGAAGUAAAUCUGACAUCAGUCAUCAAGGGAACUUACCUGGCCCUGGAUCAUAUGAGCAAAGAGUAUGGAAAAGAAGGAGGAGUCAUCAUCAAUGUCUCAUCCAUGGCAGCUUUCCUUCAUUCCCCCUACCAGCCAGUGUAUACGGCCACAAAGCACGGGGUGAUAGGCUUCUCCAGAGCCAUAGCGGAUGCAGCCGAGGUGGAGAACUAUGGUGUGAGGAUCAACACGCUGUGCCCUGCCUUCGUGGACACCCCUCUCCUGCGCUCCGUGGAACACGAGGACAACAUGGGCAAGUUUGACAAGUUCAAGGACGACUUAAAGAGGAGCGUGCACAAGUUCGGAGUGCUUCAACCUUCGCUGAUCGCAGAGGGAGUGUUACGCCUGAUAACUGAUACCGGUCUAAACGGUGCCGUGAUGAAGAUCACCUGCUCUAAAGGGAUCCACUUCCACACCUACGAGCCCCUGUCCGCUUGAGAGGAACAACGCGGAAUACCGUCGGACUUCUGUCACCCACCCAGACAAAGGAAUUUAAAGUGGUCGGAGUAUGGAGUCAUUCAGAAAGUAGACCCAUGUGUCUAUGGAAUUGGUAGAAAUGUAGGCCCAUUGAAUUAGGAAUUAGAAUAGUAAUUUAAUGGGACCUCUAUUUGUAUGCCUACGAUGGAUGUAACCAAGAUUCCAGUAGUCUUACUUAAUAGGUGUGAACAAAGGUAGCCAAAGAGGGUUUAGUUUUCGGGUUUCCCUCAUCAUAGAAUCCUCCAGUUGAUUUGACUAGUAUGAGAGACUUGUUUCCCUCAUCAUAUAAUCCUCCAGUUGAUUUGACUAGUAUGAGAGACUUGUUUCCCUCAUCAUAGAAUCCUCCAGUUGAUUUGACUAGUAUGAGAGACUUGGUACAAAUUGACUGCUGUAUUUAUUUUAUUUAUUUAACUAGGCAAGUCAGCUAAGAGAAAAUUCUUAUUACCCAAUUAUGAAAUGGACGUUUUAUCACAGCACAGUAUGUGUUUACAAUUUUACCAAAUAACUGUAGUUUAUUUAUGAUACAAUAGCAUGCUUUAUUAUCAUAGAAUAUGUGAAAAUUGUAUUUUUGUUCUCUGUCAUACAAUAAACUUUGACUCCUUUCCUCUU
Molecule: messenger RNA, 1609 nt
Organism: Oncorhynchus gorbuscha (pink salmon)
Lineage: Eukaryota; Metazoa; Chordata; Actinopteri; Salmoniformes; Salmonidae
Product: 15-hydroxyprostaglandin dehydrogenase [NAD(+)]-like
Exons: 7
Coding region: 176-961 (261 amino acids)
Cellular component (GO): cytoplasm
Molecular function (GO): oxidoreductase activity, acting on the CH-OH group of donors, NAD or NADP as acceptor
Source: RefSeq, a predicted model, not a curated record